Molecule: messenger RNA, 3269 nt
Organism: Conger conger (European conger)
Lineage: Eukaryota; Metazoa; Chordata; Actinopteri; Anguilliformes; Congridae
Product: CD276 antigen-like
Exons: 8
Coding region: 1233-2762 (509 amino acids)
Source: RefSeq, a predicted model, not a curated record
CACUAGAGGGCAGUAAGAUAUUGGUGAUGGGUUACAUCACCUACAAUCAGGUAACAAAUAGGCACAGGUGUGUAGGCUCAGUGCGUUUGGAAGGCAGAGAUGAAAUGGUUCUUACCGCAAUCACUGGGUGAUAGAACAGAAUUAACCGAAUUAAAUGGCACAAAAAAUAUAGAAUUAACAAUGCACAAAUACUAACACUUCAAGAAACUACAUUCGGCGACAGCAAGACGGAGGAAGCAAGUGACAACAAUAACUAAAGGUAUGCGCGUCAAGGACACAUUUUAGCGUUUCAUUCACCACCGUGGCUUUUUGGCAAAGGGCUAAUUAGUCACUACAAUAGUUUUACGUUUUUCGAUAGUCGCUCUACAACAUGAUUCUUAGGCUAUUCUGUUGGCUAUUUAUUUGUUUCACACUCUCUGUAUCUAUUUCAUCUAUCUAUUAAUCCACUGCUGUCUAUCGAUCGAUCUGGUGUAUUGAAGCGAUUUAAGGUAACGCCAGAAUUGAUGCAAGUGCAGAUGGAAACUGCCGCAGGUGUCAAAACAAAGCUCCCGUUCUCAAAAACUACUCAUAAAAAUGUCAACUUGGUAUGGAAAUGCUCAAAAUACUUUCAGGUUGUCGAACAUGUGAUGAAAAAUAUAUCGGAUAUUGUUGUCAAAAGAUAGGUAAAAUAUCCUGUUCCCGCGAUGUUAUUCUUACCCCCGGUGGCGUGGCUAUGCCUUUCAGAGCUACUUCCUCUGCUUUCAGCUCAAAAGUUACUGCUGUUCGGAGCGCCAGAAAUGCAGUAAUGCUGCAGUAAUAAGUGGUGGCUGCCAGGUGCGUUUGGGAGAAUAUGAUGCGUAUAAUGAGAAGUCUUAUAUUUGCCCUGCACCUGUUAAUUCCUAUUCCUGCUGCUGAGAUCUCCAUGCCAAUGGUGGCAGCCCCAGGAAGUGACAUCACCCUCAGCUGUUCUUUUCCACGCAGUGAAACUGACCUACUCUUCAAUCUAAUAGUGGUCUGGGAGCAUGGUGAUGAGGUGGUGCACAGUUACUACAAAGCACCAGGCCAUCUGGAGGAGCAGAGUCCAGCAUACAGGGGGCGCACUCCGCUGUCCCCAGACCAGCUGGCUGUGGGCGAUGCCUCACUCAGGCUAACGGGGGUGCGAGCGAGUGACCAUGGCAAGUACACGUGCGAUGUGGGGAAUGAGCAGGGCUGGAAGAGCAAGAAGCAGAUUUUUCUAACAGUAGCAGCUGCAUAUGAGGAACCUGAGCUUGCCAUCCAGACCACCUGCGACAGCGUCAUCCUCACCUUCCUCUCCACCCUGGGCUUCCCUGAGCCCACUGUGCUUUGGCGAACCGAGACAGGAAGUCACCAACCGGAGCAACACCACUAUGGUCCUGAAAGGAGGGGGAGAACAUUAUGAGGUGGUGAGCGAGAUGGUGCUGAAGCAGAGUGACCCACUCAAUUGGACUGUCACAUUUGAGAUGAGGCUGGAGCUCCUCAACCAGAGCUUCUCCCGCUCCGUCAGCCUCCGCCCACUCCCAGAUUGCUGUGGAACGCCAGUGGAACAAAGGGACAGACUGUUUCUGCUUGUACCGCUAUUAGUGGUACUGGCUUGCUUAGUCAUUGCUGUCUUCUGGUGCAAAAGCAGCCUGCUGCAUGGACCUGGGAAAGUUGACAUUCCCGUUGGAGCAGAACUGGUUGCAGAGGAAGAAGAGGAAGAAAGCAGGCGAAAGUGCAUUCUUAUUCCUGCUGCUGAGAUCUCCGUGCCAGUGGUGGCAGCCCCGGGAAGUGACAUCAUCCUCAGCUGUUCUUUUCCACUCAGUGAAACUGACCUACUCUUCAAUCUAAUAGUGGUCUGGGAGCAUGGUGAUGAGGUGGUGCACAGUUACUACAAAGCACCAGGCCAUCUGGAGGAGCAGAGUCCAGCAUACAGGGGGCGCACUCAGCUGUCCCCAGACCAGCUGGCUGUGGGCGAUGCCUCACUCAGGCUAACGGGGGUGCGAGCGAGUGACCAUGGCAAGUACACGUGCGAUGUGACCAAUGAGCAGGGCAGGAAGAUUUGGAAGCAGAUUUUUCUAGUAGUAGCAGCUGCAUAUGAUGAACCUGAGCUUGCCAUCCAGACCACCUGCGACAGCGUCAUCCUCACCUUCCUCUCCACCCUGGGCUUCCCUGAGCCCACUGUGCUGUGGAGAACCGAGACAGGAAGUGACAUCACCAACCAGAGCAACACCUCUAUGGUCCUGAAAGGAGGGGGAGAACAUUAUGAGGUGGUGAGCGAGAUGGUGCUGAAGCAGAGUGACCCACUCAAUUGGACUGUCACAUUUGAGAUGAGGCUGGAGCUCCUCAACCAGAGCUUCUCCCGCUCCGUCAGCCUCCACCCCCUCCCAGAUUGCCAAGGAACGCCAGUGGGACCCUGGAACAGACUGUCUCUGCUUGUACCGCUAUUAGUGGUACUGGCUUGCUUAGUCAUUACUGUCUUCUGGUACAAAAAAUGCCUGUCGCAUGGACCUGGGAAAGUUGAUGUUCCCAUUGGAACAGAACCGGUUGCAGAGGAAGAAGAGGAAGAAGGCCCAGGCCCAGUCUCAGGCCCAGUCUCAGGCCCAGUCUCAGGCCCAGUCUCAGGCCCAGUCUCAGGCCCAGUCUCAGGCCCAGUCUCAGGCCCAGUCUCAGGCCCAGUCUCAGGCCCAGUCUCAGGCCCAGUCUCAGGAUCCCUCCAGGUUCAGAUCGAAGGACCUCCAUGUUCACCUGAAGUCUCACGGUCACCUGAGACCCUGUACUCGUGAAGCCCAUCUGCUCAUUAUCUGAGGCCUCUCGGUCGCUUGAAGGCCUGUUCCCCCCGAAAGGCCCUGCGGUCACCUGAGGCCCCUGAAGCCCUGUGCUCUCCUGAAGCCCCGUGUCCAUCUGAAGCCCUGCGCUCUCCUGAAGCCCCGUGUCCAUCUGAAGCCCUGCGCUCUCCUGAAGCCCCGUGUCCAUCUGAAGCCCUGCGCUCUCCUGAAGCCCCGCGUCCGUCUGAAGCCCCGUGUCCGUCUGAAGUCAUACUUACCAGUAUGUUGAGAUGUAGCCCCCUGAACUAAGCCAUUCCGCCAAAGAUUAUUGUUGAUUAAUCCUUCAUGUUCUUUUGACCUUCUGAAGCUCUUUUAUGCUUAAAUUAUAUUAUUCUUCUUUGUUAAGCAAUUAUUUUAUGUUCACACUCAUUGUAUGCCCGUAGUCAUACUUAACAACAAGCACAACUUGCACUGAGUGAAUCCCUGCACUGUGUACUGUGUACUGUGUACUGUGUACUGUGUACU